AUGAGUUCUAAUAUUAUCCUUGGCGAGACGGGCUAUUAUCGAUCGGCCUGCGUGGAGUGUCAGCGUAGAAAGCAAAAGGCAAGUUCCGAUCGCAGUCUAAGCCCUGUCGCUCCUCCCACACCCACGUCCAUCUCAUCAAAUUUUCUUCAUCUCCGCACGCCAUCUGAGCCCCUUCUGUUGAGUCGGCCGGCACUACCUUGUAAUCGUGAAUGGCCCUGUGACAGUUGCCGUCGACGCAAGGUCCCUGACGGCUGUCGCUACAAUGAGACCUCUCUCGCCGGAAACUCUGCCGAUACCUCUUCGUCGAAGCAGACAGACGUUUUUCCUGACCAACCUUUCAACCACGGUAGUCUCAAUGGCAGCGAGGGCCAAGUACUCGAGGUGCUUGCCGAACGUGCCUUCAUCAACCUCGGCAUCGAUGCCACCGUCAAGGAAGAUGCCCCCCCAGAGCAAAAACAUGACAUGGUAAAUAUUGGCUCCUCCACGCAAUUUGAUCGCCUUAUCGAGCUGCUUCCCCCGCGGCGUUUGAUGGACGAGCUCAUCCAGCUCUUCAUCAACGACAUCAACUUUCACUACUACAUCAUAUACCCGCCCCUAUUUCUCCAAGAAUACCACAUUUGGUGGGAUCGUCGGGCCCACAGCAAACCCGUCUCUUUGCAAUACACCUGUCUGCUUGCCAUGCUUUGCUCAUGCACCAUUCAGCACGUUGCGGAUGAUUUGGAAACGGCAGUCACUGCACAGUAUGGAGAGCCUAUCCAUCUCGUCUCCGACAAGGUUCAUGCUGCCGUCCGCGAGCUGUCUGGUGUCAUUCCAGUCGGCCACUAUCACAUGAUGAAUGUCCAGCGCUUGAUCCAUUCCUGCUAUUGGUACAAGGCCGAAGCGAGAUUUGUUGAAGCAUGGCACGUUCUGAACCAGGCUAUACUCGAGGCUAAGGAGCUGGAGCUACACAUUGAGCCUAAACCGGACGCUGUGUCCGACUUUGAUCGUGAGAUGCGUCGACGUCUGUGGUGUAUCCUCGAUACCUGGGACUGGCAGAUAUCUUCCGGUCUCUCGCGCCCCAAGCUCAUCGAUCGUGGUGGCUGCACCGCCGAGCUGCCAGACCUUACUCUCGAGGGCUACGACCCUUCCCCAUUGGAGCACAUGAAGAUGCAGUCGCAGCUGACCCGUGAACUUGCUUCGCGUUUCGGCGCCCCUAAGAAUGUAAUUUCGACCCAGGAAGUUCAGGAAUACAAAGAGAUAAUCCUUGCCUGGGUUCGCCGCUACCCCAAAAUUUACGACUUUUACGACCCAGACACUUCCCGAGAUUCAGUACAUUCCUGGAUCUUUCCUCACAGAUUCUACCUCUACACCAUGGCUUGCUUGCUCAUCCUGAAUCCAAUUCGCCAUUACAUGGUCAAAUCAUAUACCAAAGACUCACCAGCUGAUGAGCUCAAGUGCCGCGCAGACGGCCUAUUCUUUUCUCUAAUUCUCAUCAAGACCCAGAGAAAGUGGGUUGAUAGAAUCAACGGCCGAGAUGGACGCCUGCACUUUAUCAUCUUCUCCAUCUUUGACACUGCUGCCAUAUUGUGCACUGCUCUGGUAAAGGAUCAUGCCAACACCAUUGAGAACAAAGAUGACAUCCUGCAUGCUAUUGCAGAGUCCACUGCUAUGCUCAAAGCCUUGAUCAACAUCUCCGAGACGGCCAAGAUGUCCCAUGACAUUUUGUACCGCCUCACAAAGAAACUGAAGAAGUCCAGCAUGUCAAAAGAGUCUGCUGAUGCUGGCCGAAAACGCGCAAAGCUAGCUCCUGUUCCGCCCUCUCAGUCUGCUCCCAUAACAGCCGCUGCAGCCACUAGCUAUACAAACCCACGCAACGCAGCACCCAAACCCAAGCAAGUGCCAUCAUCUGUGAGCCAGGACACUAAUGCUUCAUCGAACUCUGUUGUUGGCCACGCGUCUGCUCCCCAGACAACUCUGAAUAGCUAUAACGUUCCUCCGGCAAGAUUUGAUGCUCAACAUGUGCCUCGAGCCACCACAGACGCAUAUAGUGACCCUCAGGGUGUGGCUCCCUCUAUACCUGCGCACGUCAGUGCCUCCGCUGCAGCGCAUACAAUGAUCUAUCCCCCGCCUCGCCUUGACGCUUCGCGAGUGGCUCAUCAGCACAUGCCGCCGCACUUUACUGAGGUACAGAACACUCACGGUUUUACGCAACAGCAAGCACCACAUAUUCCCUCGGAUAUAGCCAGCACUAGCUUCUAUCAGCCAGUGCAGACCGGUAUGCAGUCGUCUGUGGAGCCGAGCAGACACCCGAACCAGUAUGACUCUGAACCAAACCACCCAACACAGCCAGCCAGCUACCCGCACGCGCAGCCACCACCGCUCGGUACCGGCAUCUUCAACAUGAAUCUUGCCGACGGUGUGCCUGCUAUUGCCAAUCUCUGGGAUGCCCCCGCUAUGCCAAUGACUCCCAUCAUUUCCUACUCCAUCAUGGGCCAUAAUGUGCCCGUCAACGUUGUGCCUCAGCCGCGUGAGCUCUUUAUUGGCCAGCAGCAGGAACACAUUGUACCCGAGCUGAACCUGCCCAAUCUGACAGAGGCAGAAAUUGGUGGCCUAGCUCCUCUAUGGAGUUGGCACUCGAGCAAUCUAUUCCCCGAUGACACGACUGACGGCCCUCCUGUAUAG
Molecule: messenger RNA, 2661 nt
Organism: Beauveria bassiana ARSEF 2860
Lineage: Eukaryota; Fungi; Ascomycota; Sordariomycetes; Hypocreales; Cordycipitaceae
Product: trascription factor
Exons: 5
Coding region: 1-2661 (886 amino acids)
Biological process (GO): DNA-templated transcription; regulation of DNA-templated transcription
Cellular component (GO): nucleus
Molecular function (GO): DNA-binding transcription factor activity, RNA polymerase II-specific; DNA binding; zinc ion binding
Source: RefSeq, a predicted model, not a curated record